AUGGAUGGUAAUGUGGAUAUAUCUGACGACAUCUAUGAUGAUAUGAGUAUAUCUGAUGAAACAUCUGAUAGCCUGUCCAUAUAUCGCUUCACUGAUCUAGAAAACCUAGUUUAUAACUUGCAUGCUCUAGUAUUGCAAAAAUCGUUUUUUUACGUGCCAUUAAAUAAAAUCUGGUUGCUAAGCUUAUCAAAAAACAACUCUGUUAAAUUAUGCGCUUUUUCAACGCUUUUUAGCUCGGUUUAUGUUAAACAAAUUGGCAUUCCUACUCAACUAAGACUUGCCCAUGACAAAAAUUCGUUUGUUUUUAAGACUAAUUUCAAUUGUAUUGGCAGAUUUAUCUCAAGAAUUAACCGUUUUGUCAGACACUUGAAAAUAGGUUACGCAUUGGGUUUUACCUCUUGGUGUUGUGUUGUAAGCUAA
Messenger RNA from Ascoidea rubescens DSM 1968, 420 nucleotides. RefSeq lists its product as uncharacterized. The record is from RefSeq and is a predicted model, not a curated record. Lineage: Eukaryota; Fungi; Ascomycota; Saccharomycetes; Ascoideales; Ascoideaceae. The coding region runs from base 1 to 420 and encodes 139 amino acids. The transcript has a single exon.